This is a messenger RNA of Helianthus annuus (common sunflower), 3654 nucleotides long. RefSeq lists its product as uncharacterized. NCBI's taxonomy places the organism in Eukaryota, Viridiplantae, Streptophyta, Magnoliopsida, Asterales, Asteraceae. The coding region runs from base 1 to 3654 and encodes 1217 amino acids. The transcript is spliced from 4 exons. Gene Ontology annotation, biological process: DNA integration. Gene Ontology annotation, molecular function: nucleic acid binding; RNA-DNA hybrid ribonuclease activity. The record is from RefSeq and is a predicted model, not a curated record.
AUGGCAGAAAAUUCGUCUUCUCACCGGCAACCUGGUCCUCGACCAAAAGUCAGAAACAAUUUCCAAAUAGAAGGAUCCCCAGAACAUUGGGCUAACAGAUGCCAAGCUGCUUUAGACACAAUCGUUAUGCAAAUCGUCAGAUCUGAUUUCCCAAACAUCAGAUCUGGAAAAGAAAUCAAUACUACAGAAUUGGACCCACCAGCACCACGUUGGGGGGACAUCCAAUCCAGCCAAUCCAUAGAUAGCAGUUAUCAGAAACAAAUACACAUGGUUCAAGGAGGUCCGUCACGAAGACCAAAUAAACGAAACUAUGAUCAACAUUGGAGAGAACAACAAGUCGUGUUCCCUGUUGUUCCUGGGGGCCCUCGGGAAGAACGACCAGUGAUUAUCACUGGGGAAAUCGCUUUCCCGGUGACUUUAUCAGAUGGCGAACAUUCACGAAUAGUUACAGUCAAUUUCAUGGUCAUGCCAGCAACAUCACGUCAUGAUGUUUUGCUCGGGAGAAGGUCACAAAGAGAAUUCAGCAUGAUCACUUCCAUUCCACAUGCUGCUUGUGGAUUUCCGACAGAAACCGGAGUUGCAAUUCUCUAUUCAAGCAAAGAAGUCAUGUCCGUGGACGAUGAACCACCAGCAAAGGUAGUCAAAUCUUCGGCACCAAACGAACCAGAGAAAUGGGUUCUGAACAACGAAUACCCAGAGCAGACCAUUCUGCUAGGACAAGCCAUUUCACCAGCAACACGUAUACAACUGAAAGAGUUUUUGUCUAACAACAAAGAUAUAUUUGCCUGGUGCCCAGCAGACAUGACUGGAGUUCCACGCGACAUCGCGCAACAUUGUCUAAACAUCAAACCAUCAGUAGAACCUGUUGCUCAGGGGAGGCGCAGCUUCAGUGAAGAAAAAGCAAAAGCAAUGGACGAGCAAGUGACAGAGUUACUCAAUGCGGGAAUCUUGCGCGAAGUGCAAUACCAUACAUGGGUUGCCAACCCAGUGAUGGUACAAAAACAUAGCGGCGGGUGGAGAAUGUGUGUCGACUUCAAGGACCUAAACAAAGCAUGCCCCAAAGAUUGCUACGUGCUCCCAGAGAUAGACAAAAAAGUCGACUCUCUAGCAUCAUUCAGAUGGAAAUGCUUUCUCGACUGUUAUAAGGGUUAUCACCAGGUCCAGAUGAAAAAAGAAGACGAAGACAAAACCGCGUUCCGCACAGAUAAAGGCAUCUACUGCUACACGAAAAUGCCGUUUGGCUUGCGCAACGCAGGCGCAACUUAUCAACGCCUAAUGGACACAGUCUUCAGCGGGGAUAUUGGCAAAACUGUCGAAGUAUACAUGGAUGACCUCGUCAUCAUGAGCCAUGAAGAGGAGACAAUGCUCAACAAUAUCCAGCGCACGUUCGAUUCCUUACGUAGCGCGAACUUAAAACUUAACCCGACAAAAUGCUCCUUCGGCAUGGAAGAAGGAAAAUUUUUGGGUUUCAUAGUUACAAGAGACGGCUUUAAGGUUAAUCCAGAAAAAGUGCAGGCCAUCCAGCUAAUGCCAUCACCUGCAACAGUCAAAGUAAUGCAAAGGCUCGCCGGACGAUUAGCAGCUCUGAACAGAUUCUUGGCUAAUCAUGCGGCAAAAUCUUAUCCACUUAUCAGUACGCUGCGAAACUGCGGAAAGAAAACUCCUUUUCAAUGGACGCCUGAAGCAGAAGCAGCAUUCAAGCAAAUGAAAGAAUGUUUAAUCCAGCUGCCAACACUGACCGCGCCAAAAGAAAAAGAACCGUUAAUCUUAUAUCUGUCAGCCGCGGAAGUAGCGGUAGGCGCAGUAUUAAUGGUAGAACGGGAAAAUAUCCAGACUCCAAUCUACUAUAUCAGCAAAAUGCUCACUGGCCCCGAAACUCGUUACUCAAUGAUAGAAAAAUUGGUUCUAGCACUAAUACACGCAUCCAGACGCUUGCGCAGAUUAGCUAAAUGGGCCAUUGAGCUGGGAGGCUACAACAUUUUUUACAGACCAAGACCAGCAAUCAAAGGGCAAGUUCUAGCAGACUUCGCCACUGAAGUUCCCAUCGAUAAAAUACAAGAAUGUGAGGCAAUCCAGAACCCAACACCUGUUUUCGACGACAGAGUCUGGACCUUACACACAGAUGAUGCUUCCAAUGAUGAUGGAGCAGGAGCAGGCCUCCGAUUAGUCAGUCCGGAUAAUCACGAACUUACAUAUGCCAUACGCUUAGAUUUCCAAAGUACCAACAAUGAAGCAGAAUACGAAGCAUUUUUAGUAGGUCUCCGUCUAGCACUCAAAAUGGGGGCAAGAAACCUUAAAGCCAACGUUGACUCAAAGCUAGUAGCUGAACAAGUUAACGGUCGUUAUGAUGCGAAAGGGGAAGCUAUGGCGUUAUACCUUGAACAAGCGCGGAUGUUAAUCAGCCAAUUUCAAACAUUCAAAGUUAAUCACAUAAACAGAAGCGAGAACAAGCACGCUGACGCGCUAAGCAAGUUAGCUGCUACCAGCUUUAAACACUUAGCAAAGGAGGUGCGCAUAGAGCUAUUAUCCAACCCUUCCAUUCAUCUCAAGCAAGUAAGCAUCAUAGAAAUAGGAGAUCCAUCCUGGAUGUCUCCAAUUAUCUUGUACCUUCAACACGGAAAACUUCCGGAAGGAAAGGCAGAAGCUCAAAAAAUACAACACAAAGCAAUAAAUUACGAGAUGGCGGAUGGCGUCCUUUAUCGAAAAUCAUUCAUAGGCCCAUUACUGUGGUGUGUUGAUAAAACAGACGCCCAAUACCUAGUCAGAAAAAUCCACGAGGGAUUAUGCGGGAUACACGCGGGACCGCGCAUGGUCGUGGCAAAAAUAAUGAGCGCCGGAUACUACUGGCCAGGAAUGCACAUGGACGCAGUUGAUCUAUUAAGAAGAUGCGAGGCAUGUCAACGCCACGCACCAAAGACAUUCCGACCCAAAAAUCCGCUAAUUCCCGUUACUUCCGCCUGGCCAUUCCAACAAUUUGGAUUACCAUUGCGCAUUAUUUCCGACAAUGGUACCAACUUCGCCGCAGAAGAUCUUCAAAAAUGGUUCAAAGAAAUGAAGAUCGAGCACAACUUUGCCUCCGUUGUGCAUCCUCAAGCGAACGGUCAGGUAGAAAGCGUAAACAAACAAAUCGUUGACGGCAUAAAAGCGCGACUUGGGACAAUGCGCAGAGGGUGGGUUGACGAACUUCCCAGCAUCCUCUGGGCGCAUCGAACAAUGCCAAAGACUAGCACCGGCGAAACUCCGUUCAGUCUAGUCUAUGGGUCUGAGGCCGUCAUUCCAGCUGAGAUAGGUUUACCGUCACCGCGCAUGAUAGCCAUGGAAAAACAGAACAAUGAACAAGAGCGAAGAAUGGAUUUGGAUCUUCUGGAAGAGAGGCGCGAGAACGCCGCCAUAACGGAAGCAAGGUACAAAUCCAAGCUCGAAAAAUAUUACAAUGCGCACGUUCGUGUUUGCACCUUUGUCCCCGGCGAUUUUGUCUUGCGCGACAAUGAGGCUUCAAACGCUGAAAAGCCCGGCAAAUUAGCGCCAAGAUGGGAAGGACCAUACGUCAUUAACGAGGUCCUAGGCAAGGGGGCAUAUACCCUAAAAAGGAUCGAUGGGACCCUAGUCCCUCGCACCUGGAACGCACAACAGUUGCGCAGGUGUUACAUAUGA